Coprinopsis cinerea okayama7#130 is the source of this 1332-nucleotide messenger RNA. RefSeq lists its product as hypothetical. Gene Ontology annotation, biological process: magnesium ion transport. The transcript is spliced from 6 exons. Lineage: Eukaryota; Fungi; Basidiomycota; Agaricomycetes; Agaricales; Psathyrellaceae. The record is from RefSeq and is a predicted model, not a curated record. The coding region runs from base 1 to 1332 and encodes 443 amino acids. Gene Ontology annotation, molecular function: magnesium ion transmembrane transporter activity. Gene Ontology annotation, cellular component: membrane.
AUGGUCGAGGACAAGUAUAUAGGGCUUGCCCUUUCAAUAUCAAGCUCGAUAGCCAUCGGGAGCAGUUUCAUCAUCACAAAAAAGGUGCCCCAGACCCCCCCUGUUAUCACAAUAACCAACCCUGGGGGCUUGAACGAAGCUGGGGAUCGGUCUGGAUAUGGAACUCAAGCGACGGAUAACUUGUCGUAUUUCAAAAGCCCAAUGUGGUGGGCUGGAAUGACUACUCUGGUGAUUGGAGAAAUCGCCAACUUUGCUGCGUACAUCUUCGCCCCACCAAUUCUCGUAACACCGUUGGGAGCGCUGAGUGUGAUCAUUGGUGCUGUUCUGGCCUCAUUUCUUCUAAAUGAACAUCUAGGCCAUCUAGGCCGAGUGGGGUGCACCCUGUGUCUACUAGGUUCCCUCAUUAUCGUGCUGCACGCGCCAGAAGACCGACCCAUCGAAACCGUCGACGAAAUCCUCCACUAUGCCAUCCAACCCGGGUUCCUCAUGUAUUGCUUCACCGUGCUCUUGGUCACCCUCCUCAUGAUCUUCGUCGUCUCGCCCAAACACGGGCGCUCAAACCCAAUCGUCUACAUUACCAUUUGCUCGCUCGUCGGCUCGAUCUCGGUCAUGGCCAUCAAAGGCUUCGGAAAGGCGAUCCAGCUCACGCUCAACGGCAACAACCAGUUCACGCAUCCUAGCACCUACGUAUUCGGAAUCAUCGUUCCAACCUGUAUCAUUAUUCAAAUGAACUACUUCAACAAGGCGUUGGACACGUUCUCGACUAACGUCGUCAACCCAAUGUACUACGUCGGCUUCUCAAGCGCAACCAUCCUUGCAUCCCUCAUCCUCUUCCAAGGCUUGUACAACACCAGCACAAGCACGGGCGUUUCGCUCGUCACCGGCUUCGUGAUCACCUUCCUGGGCGUUCACCUCCUCAACUACUCCCGCGCACCCGAACCCCAGCAUCCAGACCACAGCGCUCUCGAAGGCGGACUGAUGAACCCUCGACUAAGCCUCCAAGGCCGCAUGUCCAUCGACGGGUGGGCCGACACCGGCCGUGCAGGCCACGGCCGCCGCAGCUCGCUCUACCGCUCUCAAGGAAACACCCUCUUCAAUGCUUUCGACGAACACGAUGACGUAGCUGGGAAUGGCGAGGUGGUUGGGUUGAGACGGUUAAGAGAGGAAGACGAGGAAGAGUCGGACGACGAUGUCGCGCUGGACUAUGACGAGCGCAGUCAUCUGAGGUCCAAACCCCCCGCUCUCCAACAAUCAUCGAGCAAUCAUGGUUCCAGAAGCCAAAGCCGUUCACCAAUUAACCCAUCGUUGACCGAUGUGCGUAUACCUCGUUAA